CAAAUUCUAAGACAACUAAUGCAUUCGAGUUCUUGAAACGCGGGCAGUUAUUAACCCGCAUGGGCGUGUUACUUGCUGAGCGCGAUAGAGUUAUGAGAUCUCGAGCAAAUGAUAUUCUGUGUGCUGUUUUCGAAUGGGCAUCAGAUCCUAUUUCUUUGUUAAAAGGUACUAGCUACACGAAUGAUCCAAUCACUGAAACGUUUGAUUUCGUCAUAACCGAUAUCGUUUUUCCCUUAUUGCAUAACGAUACAAACUUUGAUAUGGUCGUUGUUGCUGUUAAUGUUCUUGAAUCUUUGAUUUUAUUGGUUAAGCGCGCAAGCUUUGAUCGAGAAAAACUCGCGUCAAGAAUAAUGGAUAUAUUAGUUUUUUUGCUCAGCUUUGAAAAAGCCGAGAAAUCGAUAAAUAAAUUAUCAGUUUACGAUAAGCCUGAUGUAAAUUUGUUAUAUACCAACGGGACUUAUGAUAAG
Messenger RNA from Dentiscutata heterogama, 467 nucleotides. Lineage: Eukaryota; Fungi; Glomeromycota; Glomeromycetes; Diversisporales; Gigasporaceae. The record is from the annotation of a GenBank genome assembly.